This is a messenger RNA of Fomitopsis serialis, 2678 nucleotides long. Its product is annotated as alpha-glucosidase. Gene Ontology annotation, biological process: carbohydrate metabolic process. The transcript is spliced from 12 exons. Gene Ontology annotation, molecular function: carbohydrate binding; hydrolase activity, hydrolyzing O-glycosyl compounds. The record is from RefSeq and is a predicted model, not a curated record. NCBI's taxonomy places the organism in Eukaryota, Fungi, Basidiomycota, Agaricomycetes, Polyporales, Fomitopsidaceae. The coding region runs from base 228 to 2546 and encodes 772 amino acids.
GCGCGCACUGGCAAGAGCCUCAACAACACGUCGCGCCCAACAGUCAUCUGAGUGCCUGCUUCGAGCACGGUGGGCGCGAUGCCUGUACAACUGCUCCCAGCCAUGUCCAUGUGCCCCUCCGCGCCGGCUUCGGCGGUCCGCAGACCCCUUCAGUGCAAUAUAUACCACCCACCCCCACGCAGUGGCUUCCGUUAAGACCUGGACCACUCCCUGGUACCACGGCCGCCAUGCGUUUCAACGACGGUUUCUGGCUCCUGAAGAAUGGGGUGAGGGGACACUACGGCCUCCAGGUCGUCCAGGCACUACCGGAAGGCGAUGGCUACAACCUUCAGGUGGCGACUAAGCCAAUUCGUCACCGAGGAGACACUCUCGCAGGACCGCUCUUGAGUGUUCGGGUACACUCACCUAGCGAAGGCGUGAUAGGAGUCAAGAUCGACCACUUCAGACAUGUCGACCCUAAGCCAAACUUCCAGCUCUUCCCCGACGAUCCGCCCAUUCCGGCUGCCACGCUCGCUGACGGUGUGGGUUCCUGGACAGUCACGAGCGGCGGCCUCACCGCAGAAGUCACGGAGAAUCCGUAUACGAUAACCUUCCGUUCUCCCCAGCGCACCCUGACGACGUCGGGAGUGAAGUAUCAAGCGAUCUACGACGUUCCGUACAAGUGGACUCUGCGCAGUGCGGCCAACGGAUCGUGCCUUGCGACCGACUUCAGUUCGAACCCUCACCCCGAGCAACCUCCAGACAGUGUCCGCUACACGAGCUCGGAGCUCAACCUUUCUCCUGGUGAGCUGAUUUACGGCCUCGGGGAGCAGUUCGGUGCUUUCAUCAAGAAUGGUCAGUCAGUCAGCAUCUGGAAUCAAGAUGGAGGAACAUCCAGCGAACAGGCAUACAAAUGCGUGCCGUUCUACAUUACCAAUCGCAACUACGGCGUUUUUAUCAAUCAUCCGGGCGAAGUGGAAGUUGAAGUAGGCAGCGAGAAAGUCAGCCGGGUCGGAGUCAGCGUCGCCGGCGAGAGCCUUGAAUACUUCAUCAUCUACGGCGCCACACCUCUGGAAGUGAGCCUGCCCCCCAGGUUGCUGCCCGCGUGGACAUUCGGGCUCUGGCUGUCGACGUCCUUCCUCACCUCGUACGACGAGAAGACCGUCUCUGGAUUCUUGCAGGGCAUGCAGGACCGCAACUGUCCCGUCCGCGUGUUCCACCUAGACUGCUUCUGGAUGAAGCAAUACGAGUGGUGCUCCUUCACGUUCGACCCGGACAACUUCCCGAACCCGAAGGCGUACCUGGCUGAGAUCAAGCAAAAAUACGGCGUCAAGAUCUGCGUAUGGAGUAUCAACCCAUACAUUUCUCAGUUGUCGCCAAUAUUCCAGGAGGCGCUGAGGGAAGGCUACCUGAUUAAACGCACGGACGGCACGCCAUGGCAGUGGGAUCUGUGGCAGCCAGGACUGGGUGUCGUGGACGUGACGAACCCAGCAGCACGGCAAUGGUACCAAAACAAGCUGGACGCCUUGAUUGACCUCGGCGUGGACACCCUCAAGACGGACUUCGGCGAGCGGAUCCCACACGCGCAAGUAGUCUUCCAUGAUGGCUCCGACCCAAUGCGGAUGCACAACGCGUUCUCGGUUAUCUACAACGAGAUGGUGUUCGGCGUGCUGGAGCGCCGAUUUGGCAAGGGUGAAGCGGUCGUAUUUGCUCGUGCCGCCAGCGCGGGUGGUCAGAGGUACCACUGGGGAGGGGAUUGCGAGUCUACGUUCGAAGCCAUGGCUGAGUCCCUCCGCGGCGCCCUGAGCUUGACAGCGUCGGGCUUCGCCUUCGCAUCGCACGACAUUGGAGGAUUUGAGGGACAUCCUCCGCCAGAGAUUUACCAACGAUGGGUCGCGUAUGGACUGUUCUCCUCCCACUCUCGGCUCCACGGUUCAAUGUCCUACCGGGUACCAUGGCACUACGGCGAAGAGACCGCAGCAUACAUGGCGCGUUUCCUUGACGCGAAACACCGGCUCAUGCCGUACUUGUACAACCUCGCUCUGACGGCGCUUCUGGCUGACCGGACUACUCACCACCUGGACCGCCAAUACAUGCUCGGGCCCUCCUUGCUCGUCGCACCCGUCUUCGUCCCGGAGGGUGAGAAUACGGAGUACUACAUCCCCGCGGGGCGCUGGACAUCGUUCUUCCACCCUACCCGCACAAUCGACGGCCCUCAGUGGGUGCAGGAGGUCGUCCCGCUCAACGAGAUACCGGUUUAUGUCCGGCCGGGAACCUUGCUGUGCCUCGGGCCAAAAGGCAUCGGUCGACCAGACUACGAGUACUCCAAAGACGUGGAGGUGCAAGUAUACGAGUUGGCUGACGGCCAGAUCGUCCAGGCUGAUGUACCCGUUGGAAACGGGGCAGCUGUGGCCGGGACGGUGCGGGCAGAAAAGAGAGGCGGAGAAGUGACCGUGAAUGUCGUUGCUGGGAGUGUGGAGCUGACAUCCGCGAAGCUGUUUGUGGGAGGGCAUGAAGUCGCGGCGAGUGUGAGCAAAGGUCAGACAGAGGUCUCUCUGAAGUUCUGAAAAGAAGUGAGCAAAAGUGUAAAUACGACAUACCCUGUAAGAUAGCACAUGUCAAGAGCAAUGGGUUCGUUCGUCGCAUGAAUAUUGUAAGAUUCCCUGAACACAAUACAUCUCGCCCAGAUACUUCAGGGC